Cinara cedri is the source of this 11493-nucleotide messenger RNA. NCBI's taxonomy places the organism in Eukaryota, Metazoa, Arthropoda, Insecta, Hemiptera, Aphididae. The record is from the annotation of a GenBank genome assembly.
GUAAGAGUAUACAGGUAGUAAUGUAAGAGUGGUCGGCACGGUAAGUUCCUCCAGAGCCCGAGCUACUUUCACCGACCGUGUCUGCGCGGCGUAGAAUUCGUGUGACCGUCGCCACUGCAACAAAAGAACCGAGAUCGUUUAUAACACGCGAGUGAGUAAAACACAAUAUUUUUUUUUUUCAAAGAUAUCAUUUAUACACGCGUAUGCCCUUCGAAAACCUACGGAGGAUUAGUUUCUGUAGAAAAAAAAAAAAAAAACAUCUAACAAUUAUUUUCGGAGGACAUCUAUAGCUACUUAUUGAAUUCACUAACAAAAUAUUAUUGCAGUCACGAAAUUGCUCUUUUCGAAUCUCGAAUGUAUCCGAUGUCGGGCGAAAUAAUAUAUUUUUAUCGUCCGAUUACACUUGUUCGAAAAAUACACAUUAACACAUUAACAUAACAUAAUAUAAGAACUAACCGUAUUAUUAUUGGCAUUGGUAUGUCGGCGUAUUUCUGUAUAUUUUGUACUAUCACUUUUUACCAAAAACAUGAAAGACUAGUUUGGUACCUAGUGAACACGUGUGUAAAAUCCCCGGUUUCCGGGAAAAAGGGCUUAAGUAAACUGUUUGGCCUUUUGUUUUGUUUUACUUAUUAUUUUGUCUUGUAUAAUUUGUUCCCUUUAUUUUUCGGUACCAUAUGUGUGUAUAUUUAAGAAAUUAUCGUAUUGGUGUAUAUGCGUUUUUAAAAUGUAAUUUGCCUGUAUUGUAAACUGUACAGAACCAAUUUCAGUAUUUUCUUUGGGGCCGAAAAAAUACUCCGAACUCUGUAUAAUCGAAUGACAAAAAUAAUAAACAUUAAUAUUGUAAAGAUAUUCAGAGAUUUUAUAAAAACAAAUGAAGGUGUUAAAUAAAUAUCAUAAUAGGCAAUUAGUUACAGGUGAAAUGUGAGACAAAUUUGAUGACUGUUUAAAAAAAAAAAAUUACCGUAUCGUUUUUUAUUCAACAUUUUUUAUAAAACUAUAUCAGUUGUCUUACAAACCGCUCGAUUACGAUAUUACAAUGAAUCACCGUCUUCGAAUAUUCCCCAAAAAUGAUUUUUUUUUGUGGGUACAUUCUCUUCCUGCGUGUUCGAAUAAAUUGCAAUCUCGUUUCCCCACUCGUGCACGUCACGCUUUCUUCCGUGUUCAUCCUCGUGCCGACUUAACUUUUGUUCGUUUUAUUUUUACUACUCUCUCCCGUUACAACAUAUUAUUGGCUUAAACGUCGUGCUUCACGUCUCUUUCGGAUAAUUGUAUUUACCUUUCGGCUUGAUAAUAUUACACUCGAUCUAAUAUGUAGUAGAAAUCUACUGAUAGUAGAUAAUAGUCUUAUUAUUAGUUUUCAUUGCAUUCAGCAAGUAGUGUUCGCGCGGGCUUUGUGUUUAUGACGUUUUGUGUAGGUACUUGUAUAAUAUGUUACCUGCGGGCGCAGGCACUACUAAGUAAAACGUUUUGGGUAAAUAAAUGUUGAUAAAUCGAUCACAUAUUAUACACAUUUUCGUUAAAGAGGACGUGAUAAUAUCCGCAUGUGCCGUCGCCAUCUUACAAACGUACGGCAUAGCAAAUUUGCGUUCAGCGGGAACAACACCGCGCUGUUAGUUUUAACAUUGGAGCCAAUUAACCUAUUAUUAAACAUAAAGAUAAGAACAUUAUCUGUGCAACAGCGCAACCGUUUUUUUUUCGAUAUUCGUAAGCGAGAUAUGAGUGUUUUUAAUUGUGAUAAUUCACUUACUCGUAAAUUGGUUAAAACUCAAAUAUCCAAAAAAAAAAAACUCUCCGAAGUUACUCAAACAAUGUCUUUGCCUUUAAAUUUAAAAUUAAAUCGAUCCGCUCUUAUAAUACAACUAACAGCACAAGUCGUCCCUGCAGUACGCAAAUUUGCUGUGUCGUACGUUUGUACGACGGAGACAACAACACGUCCUCUUAACUAUCGAUAUUAAUUAGUUUUCUAAGUUUCUAAGGCGACUACACGUAACGCGCGCAGUUUAUUCAUUUAAUUCAUAAUGGUGUUAUUUUCGUCUGCGCGCGGACAAAAUACAAGACCUUUUACAAUGGUUUUUAAUAAUACGAGGAGAAAUAUUAUCACUUUAUUAUGGUGAAACCGUUCGAUGAUUUCUCUUUUGUCGAUGCUCAUACGUAUUAUAAUUAUUAACCAUAUUAUUAAUAAUUAUAAUAACGCUGCUACCUAAAAGUAAUUUUGCCUAUACCAAUUUUACCUGAUUAUUCAAAUACUAGUUAACAUUACCAAGUUAAUUUUUAAUACUAUUAUUAGAAAAAAUAGCGAUUUGAUUGGUAAUUACUAAUAACGCCAUGUCAGAAUCGUGACAAUAUAACGAAGAAAAACACAUAUUAAUGUUAACGAUUAAUGAUAAAUUGAAUUUUAAUGUUUUUGUACUAAUAUAGGUAGACAACAAAAUUCAUAUAGUUUAAUUACUUAUUUACACCGGAUACUGUGAUAAUAUUUGUCUAUAAAAAUAAAUAAUUAUUGUAAUUUAUAUACAAAUGUUAAUAAUAUUCAUGAAAAAAUGCUAUGCAUAUAAUUCUUAAUUAAAUAUAAACUAAUUUAUUUGAAAUGAAAUGAUAAUAAAUUUUAUUAUACCAAUUUAAUCAUAAAUUUGGGUAAUUUUUUUUAAAGUCAUUGCCUUUUCGGGUACACUAUACUUGUAUACAUCGUCGUAGGUCUGAGUAGUGUGUAAUUUUCAAAUUAGUUCGUUUGAGAAUUAUUAAUCCCACGAGGUUAAGCGCAUAGGUACUAAAAUAUUAUGCGCAAUGUAUCUGCUUAAUAAUUUACAUAAGUACAUAAUUAUAUAAAUAAUUGUUUGAUAAAAUAAAAUGAAUUAUACCUAUAUGCAAUAAAAAAAAAUGUUUUCCCAAAAUGUACCAAGUGCUAUAUUAUUUAUAGUUAUAGUAGGUAAUACUUUUUUUUUUACAAAUAUUGAUUAAAAUACGCGAGUAGUGCGGCGUGCAAUAGGUAUAUUAUUAUAAUAAUAUUAUCAUGUGUGGUUGUAAGUAGCUACGGUACACUGCAACAGUUCCGGUGUCUACGACACGUUUUACAUGCAAAUGAAAUAUUAUUUCUGUCUGGUAAAACGUAAUAAUAUUGUUGUUCUUUGUAUAGACAGAGAAUAAUAUGUCGUAUCGACACAUUAUUGUACAUAGACAGCGAAUUCAAAUUAUUAAAUCGUUUCCUCUAAAAAUUCUCGGUUAAAUUAUUACUCGACAUGUUUAUCAAUAUGUAUAUUAGGCAUAUCUACACCUAUAUAUAUAUAUAUGCAUACAUAAAAUAAUAAAAUGACACAUACUUGCAUAUUUGUUCGCGGCCUAUAACCUAACCCAAAGUCUCGUAUUGCAGAGAUACCGCACCACAAAAUAUUUGUGUGUGUGUGUGUGUGUGGAGGGGGAGAUAUCAGUGGCGUACGUAGCGGGAGGGGGAUGUUAGGGAUAACCGACGGCGGAGGAGGGGGGUCACAUCCCAUUGGCUUUUUAACACGACAACUAUGAGUAUUAAUUCGAGAGUUUAAUCUCGAAAUGUACACAAUUCCGUCAAAUUACAAAGAAAAGCAUUAUUUAUUGGUUAAAAAUUGAUUUUUUGGCUCCGACGCUCAGUCAUAUUCCCAUUGUCGAAUCGAGUAAAAAAAACGGUUUGCUUAUGAUUAAUAAUCGUUAUAAUCCUGUUCCGUUGAAAAUUCCUGGGCACGUCACUGACGGUGACAGUAUCCGUAACAUUAACAGUACUCGGGAAGUAAUAUCCAUAAAAUAAUGUUUGGUUAUUUACCUGGUACUAUAUUUAAUACCUUUAUCUAUAUUAUAAGUUACGGCAAACACUAGAAUUGUAGUUUAUAACAUACGAUUAAAUGUUUUUCGAACAUAACAGUCGAUACUCAUCUUCGAAAUUAUUAUAAAAUCGUAUGUUCAAGAAUUUUAAUAAUAGCUAUGUUUCAAGGUCGUUUAAAGAAAAUUUACCUAUUUAGGUUCUAUCAUUAUCACAUAAGAUUCAGAAUUCGACCCAUAGUUGACGUAUAAAUUAUAUUCACUUUAACCUUGACUUUACAACUGUAUAUUUUAUAUUAGUUUUUUUUUUUUCGUGAAUAGAAACUAUGUGGUACUCCGAGACUCUCUCUUGCCUUCGUACGGUCAAUCUGGUAGCAUUCGCGUCUUACACCGUCGUGGUCGCAACCGUGUUUUUAGUCACUGUUAAACUGUACACUUGGAUGACUACGGGUGUAUACCGCGGAACCAGAAGCAUGAAAGGCAAAACCGUAAUCGUCACAGGAUGCAACUCAGGUAACAAUAUAAUAUUGUUUAUACAAUUUGAAUUUUGACUUUGAGUUUAAAUAUACACACAAACACAUAGGUAUACUAAGGUGUCUAUAUAUAUUUUACAACAAUGUCUGGUUUUUUUUUCUUUUAUAGGGAUCGGAAAAGAAACGGCCAAAGAUUUAGCCAAGCGUGGCGCAAAAGUGAUUAUGGCCUGUAGAAAUAUGGAAACGGGAACUAAAGCUAAAGGUAAAUAUCGGUUUGAAUUGCCCAAUCGUCUUUUGUGUAUCGAUUAGCAUUGAUAAGAGUGCGAGAGGUAAAGUAAAGAAAUUGUAUUUAUUUUCGUUCAAUGGAAAUUCUCUUACUUCUUAAGGGGAUUCGAGUUAGUUCCUCCAUGUUAAUAUUUGUAAGUAGGUGUAUUUGAUGUGUUUUAGAUUGUUUGUCUCCGCAGUAUAUAGAUUUUAUUUUUUUCUGUAAAUUUUUUAAAACAUGCAACAGUUUAAAAAUUGUUAGUUUAGGUAAUUCUGUCACGAAAUGCCAUAUAAUAUAGAAAACUAUAAUACAGAUUUUCAAAAUUUUUUUGAAGGCUUGCUCGUUAAUUUUUCGGUUAUAUUUGCAAUAAUCUUUAUGUUAUUAUCGUAGCACGCAGAUAAUAUUUUUUUGCUAUACACACUACACGUGAAAAGUUUCAACGAAUAAAGUUAGCAAAAAAUAUUUAUACGCUAUUAUUUACUGCAUACAUUAUUGUAUUACAGAUAAAUAUUGUCAUAAUGUAUUGUUUUACAAGCGUUCUCGGAUGCCCUUGUCAGUGUACAGUAAAUUAAAACGAUAAUUCAUUACUAAUUUCAGCGGUCGCCUUGUAGAGUUAAUAACGCCCAGGCCAGAUUCUCUCGGUAUAAAAUUUAAUGUCUUUUAAAAAAAGAACUUCCGUGUACCCGUGACAAACAAAUUAAAUAAGUAAUAUCACUAAUGACUGUUAAAUUUUCGGAUUAUAAGACCAAAAAUCAGGUGUCAUCUACGACUAUCAGGGAGUUGGAUUCCGGUAUAAAAAAUAUCUGUAGUCUAAGUAACUAUGCCUGAAAAUACUAUUGGAAUCGGCUUAAUCAUUCCAAGAAUAGUGUGGACAAACAGACAGAUGAACAAUUCAAUUGUAUUCAUACACCCAUGUGUAUUAUUGUAUAUAAAUGAGUAUUUUACUUACUAGCGAAGUUUAUACAUGAUUUGAAAGGGAGUAAUAAUAUUUACAGUUUUCAUCAAAAUUUGAUCUCAAAACACUUAUAUAUAAAAAAAAAAAUUACUACAUAACACUCAUUUCAUUUUUGAAUUGUAAAAUUUAAUAAGUACGGAUUAUAAUAAACUUCCUGUUACAUUUUCAAGCAUUUCUGUUUAGUCAAACAAUUGUUUUCAUAGUUUACCUAUCAAAUAUAAGAUUGCGUACAAAACUCAAAAUUUAUCAUGACCAGAGAAAGCAAAUAUUAGGUUACUGUAAGAAUUGCAAGGCAUUACAAAUAUUUUAAAUUAAAUUACAAAAAAAAAAAAAAUUGAAAAUAAUAAAACCGUCAUUUUCCGUCCUUCCGGAUUUUCCCAAUUAUUAUAAAAACUACUUAAAAAAUGACAAUGAAAUUCAGUAUGUAAUAGAAAAGGUCUCUUUUUAUUUUUUGGUCAGAACAAGUAUUCUUUUCGAAAAGUUGUUUACAGACAGAAAAAAAAAAAGAAAAAGAACACGCAUCAUGGUAUAAUCAAUAUAUCCCUCGUAUCUUUCCGGAUAUAAAAUGACAAUAACGCGAUACACUUUAUUAUGGAUACUUGAAUAUACCUAUGUAAUAUAUAAUAUGUUUUUUUUUUUUAAACACAGACGAGAUCAUUAACGAGACCGGAAACUCGAACGUGGAACUUAUGACAUUGGACUUGAGCAGUUUGAAUUCGGUGCGUCAGUUUGCCGCCAAAGUGAACAAACAAGAAUCUCGAUUGGACGUACUGGUAAACAAUGCCGGCGUGGCUAAUACAUUUGGGAAAAAAAUUACCGAAGACGGUUUAGAAAUGACCAUGGCCACCAAUCAAUACGGUCCAUUUUUGUUAACACACUUACUUUUACGUGAGCCAACAUAAUGUUAAUAUUUUUUAUUAUUAUUAUAGUAUGAUUGAAAAAAUCACAUUUUAAUUUUAAUACCGCAGUUGCUUUAUUAUUAUUAUUAUUAUAAUACCAUAACAGUUUGCCAUAUUCGUUUUGUUUUAGCUUUGUUGAAGAAGACCGCCUCCAGCAGGAUCGUAAUUGUUGCGUCCGAUCUAUACAAAUUGGGUAAAUUGAAUUUGACCAAGCCAAAUCCGACUAAUCAACUUCCCGCCUACUUGUACUACGUCUCAAAAUACGCCAAUAUAAUGUUUUCAAUGGAAUUAGCACGUAAACUGAAAGAAAGCAAUUCAGGUGAUUUUUUUUCUCAUGCGUUAAAUCGUUCGUAUCUUUUAUAUAAAAGAGCCGAUUGUCGGUCUGUAACACUUAUUCUCGUAUACUUUGAACGCAAAUUUUGGCGUUAAGGUUAAAAUUGAAGGUUAAACACAAGCAACAAAAUGUAAAGAGAAGAAUAUUUUAAAUUGUUGUGCUUAUAGGUUUUUUCUAACGAAAUUGUCAUAAAAAAAUCACAGCCUUGUUAGUUUUUGCAUUUUUUAAAUAACUUUAAUUCUAAAAAUUGUGUUGUUUAUUGAUUAAAUUCCCAUUUUAAUUGAAACGCUACAAUUUAUUAUUUAAGUAACGUAAUUUUACUACGCCGUGCGUUACUAAUACGAAGAUAACACACAUGGGUAUGACAAAACCUCUUAACCAAAAAAUUGUAAAUGUACCCCAUAUCUCACAUAAUUAUAAUUGAUUUUUUUUUUUUUUGAUAAUUACGAUUGCAUUACAACUUGUGUCAAAUGAUAAUCCCAGUUUUCUAAAUUUUAAAUGCACACCAAAAGUGGAAUUGGUCGUUGCAAUCAACUUUUAUCAGAUGAGUGCGAUUGACCAGGGCCGGAUUUAAGAUUAGAGUCGCCCUGGAGCAAUAUAUUUUUUGUGUUUAUAAUCAAGGCAUCAUUAAAAGUAUAUAUAUAUUUCAUUAAUACACGGAACAAUUUAAUAAAAGUGUGAUACCUUUUUUAUUAUACAAUUAAAUGCCUACCUACUAAAAAAACUUCAGUUCAAACAAUCUCAGUGUUACAAUAUUUACUAAAUAUAGUUACUCGAUCAAAUACUGAGAAAAAAGUGUAUUAAAUAGGUAUUUGAACAUCAAAUGUUUGUACCAUUGCCGCUGUUAUCAAUUUACUGACCUGGAGCAUCUUUUGCACCUAUGUUAAUCCGGCCCCGCGAUUGACGUAUAAUAAAUCAUUGGCUCGUUUAAUCGUUCAUAUUUCAGUCUAUAAUUCGGCGUGGAUUUCGUACGCAAUAAUAAUUGUUUCUAUGUUAAAAACGUAAAAAAACUUCGGUUUAAACGUUUGGUUUCGGUAAUUUCGUAUGUAAAAAAGUUUUCACCGUAAAGAUUUGCAGGAUUUCGGAUUUGGAACUAGUAAUUUUAAAUAUUUCAAUGACCUAUACAACUCGUCGUGUACGAGUACGACGGGCGUACAAUUAGUAGAAAAUAAUAAUGAAUUUUUUUUUUUUAAUGUUUAGGAAUCACCUGUAAUUGCCUCCACCCCGGCAUGAUCGAUUCCGGCAUAUGGAGAAACGUGCCGAUUCCGUUCAACUGGGGUUUGCUGUUGAUUACCAAAACGAUGUUUAAAGUACGUCAUUCACGAUCUUAAACCCACUAACAUAUUGUUAACAAUGUAGAUUCUUCCGAAUUUAUUGUAUCUGACAUUAAAAUAAUUAUAAUUUGUUAUUGGCAGUACAAAAUAAAAGAAUGGUAAGAUAAUGGAGACGGGUGCAGUCAUUGGUGUAGGUGGGAAGUUGUGAUGGUAGGAUAUAGACGGGAAUUUAAUGCAUAUCUGUAAACAAAGAUAAACCAUUGCUUACGAGUUCAGUUGAUGGUGAUGCUUUGUCAACUAUAUAUAUAUAUGUAGUUUUAUAAUAAAACAAAUAAUUAAAUAGGUUCUAUAUAUUUUCUUUAGUAAAAUUUAUUUAACGUUGUACCGAUAUUUCCAACUUUUCUACGUUUUUCCUGGUUUUUCACGUUUGCAGAGAAAACUCUUGGGGAAAAUCAAAAAAUGACCUCUCUAAAGUACCUCGCUAGUGAAAUUUCUUUUUAGAAGCAAUGCUAUCACUAAAAGUUUGAGCAAAAUUGCUGGUAGAAAAAUGGUCUACAGAAAAAAAAAAAUCGUAAAUUAUGUUUAUUAUAUUUCGUAAAUUUUCCCGGGUUUUUUUUUUGAGUUUUUCGUAUUUCACGAGAAAACUCUCGAGAAAACAUCGACCUCCCUAAAGUACCUCACCACGCCGAUUUCCUUUCAGAAAAGGUGCUAUACGUAGAAAUCCGAGCAAGUCUUUUGGAAGAAAAGUUGCGCACAGAUAAAAAAAAAUAAACAUUUUUGUAAAACCAUAAGCUUCUUUGCUCCACUCAGAAUCUAAAACAAAAAUAUUACGGUUAAUGCAGAUAAUUAUUAUUAUAUAUAGUUUUCGUAACUAAUAUUAUACGGUUUGUCAGUGUUUUACGCGUUAUUGAAUAGAAAAUAUUAUGCUAAAUAUUAAUUUUUCAAGUCCACGUUAAAAACCGUCGGUCAUAUACGUAUUUUAUGCAAAUGCGUGUGAAAUUUCAAUAACGCACCGACACGACAUCGUAGCAUCGUAAAACUAUUUUUUUUUCUCCAUUUUUUCCCAUUAUUUUUUAUUAUACUUAUAUAACUGUUAUUAUUAUAACGGUCAUACAAAACUGCACGACAUAUUUUCUUUAUUUUCUUGGAAUACCAAACAAUGUAUAAAUAGACGCUAUCGUGUUAAUGUGAAUCGAGAAAUUUUAUUUUUCAACGGUUUAAAUAUAUUCUCGAAGUAGUACAUUAAAUUAUUUACCAUAUACAUAUAUUUGUACUUUAAAUAGUAUUUUUGCGUUGAAUCCGAAUUGACGGUAAGACAAGUUCUAAAUUGGUAUAGUCAUGGGAGUGCUCAAGGGGGGGCUUUGAUUUAAGGGUUAAAUCUCCCCAUUGACUAUCAUAAAUGUUUAUUGAUUUUACAUAACUGUAGUUCUAUUUUCUUUAUUCUUAUUUCUUGAUCGCAUAUCAAAUGACAUUACGGUUGCAAUUUUCGAAACAAAUUUUUUUUUUUAUCAGUUAUGUAGACCAGUUUUAUUUGAUUUUAAUUGUAACCUCGAAUGAUACCAGGUCUAACCACUACAUUUUACCGACUACCAAGUCACCAAAAUAUAGUUAAAAAGCCUUUAAAAACUGGCUAAAAAGACUCGUAAACUUGAUUCUGUUCUCUGAUUUAGUAUUAUAAUUCAUAAGGUAAAUUUAACAAAUAUUUUGUACUAUCAAAAUUUUAAAUUAUUUAUUUAUAUUCAUUCCUAUAUAAUUAAUAAAAAACAUUUAAUUUCCCCCUCAUUAUUUACGUACAUUUUUAUUAAACCAACGCCCUUUCCUUCAAUAAUGAAAUAAUAAUUAUUAAUAAAACAGUUGGUAAUCAGUUUUUGUUCUUCAAGUUGGUUUGAAAAUUCAAUGAACAAUGAUGGGGUUUAAAGUGGACUUAAGGGAUUGAGACGAAUAUCUCUCAUAGUUGUGGUAUUUUUAAGCCAAUAGGGAAAAAGAUGCACCCGUGACUGUCUCCUCCCCCCCCCUGUACGCAUCCUACUGCAUAAAUAAAAUGUUGAACACUUUUGUUUUCUGGGCUUGACGUUUCAAUUAAGUGAUUAGCAUCGCUGUAAUGUUCCGAUUAUAAUUGAUUAUUUGUUAUUUAUUUCAUAAUUACAAUAUUUAUAUUUUCAAUGCAUUUAUGCAUAACAGAAACGUAAAUAAUUGUUAUAAUUAAACACGCCAUAAUGAUGUAUUUUCAGACUACCGAACAAGGCGCGCAGACUUCAAUUUACUUAUCCGUCAGCGAAGACGUGACUGGAGUGACUGGGAAAUAUUUUAAAGACUGCAAAGUAAAUAAUAUUUUUUUAUCGAUGUUUAUUUACAUUUUUCUAGACUUUACUUAGUAAAUAAAUUCGAUAUUUUACUUUCCGUAUUUUGACUACAAUCCGUAACUUCCCAAUCGAUGCCUAAAGUCGAUAUUUUACACGACUGUUUUCGAACGGAUAUUCUGCGUUCGGACCCAUUAAUGUUGAAUAAAAUUCGAUACUGUGUAAUCUACAGUAUAUUUGUCUUGAACAUGGAUCGGAAUAUAAUAGUACACUAUGAUAAUUGACGUGACGUUAUUCGUUUCGAAUAUCGAUCACGAUUAAAUAUAAAAAUAUCGUAUUAUGUGAACGUUAUUACUCUUAUAGGAAGCGAUUCUGAGGAGUGACGUUUUGGACGAAGUCAACGCAAAGAAAUAUUGGGAAAUUUGCGAACAACUUGUGAAACUUCAACCCGAUGACCCGAGACCGUGAUAAUUUCGGUUUUUUUUAAUAGUUUCGUUUAUCAAAACUACAAUCGCUCAUUAAUAUUAAUGUUUAUUCGAGUACAAAAUAUUUUGGUGUUGUAAACAAUGGUUAUACCUUUUUUUUUUUCUUUUAUUUAAAAUUAAUAUUGUACACUACCGUCUAUUUUAUACGUUUAUAAAUCCUAAUAAAUUACCUAAGGAUAUACCUAAUCCUAACUUAUACUUCAAAAAUGUUAAUCAAAAUUACGUUCAUCGUUGUUUAUAACAAUCAAAUUAAAUUAUAUAAUAUGCAUUAUAACUUUAUUAAAAUUAUAUAAUAUUUUAUAAUAAGUUUUUGUAAUUUUUCAAACGAUUUGAUUCAUUUUACUAAGGCAUUAAUAAAUCUUAUUUAUAUACAAUUUAAAACGGGACAAAAAAAAUCAAGCAUUUUUUUUUUUAUCGGCUCUAUAGCUAAACUAAUAUUAAAAAUUAAUUUUCUACUUCAUUAUUAUUGAAUUUUUCAAUAAUUAACCGUUUAAUGAUAUUUUUUUUGUUAUUUCUUUCAUAAAUGAUUCCUUUUUGUUAAUUAAUUUCACAAUACCUAAAUAACUGUUUCCAAUGUGGAUAUUGAUAUCAUAUAAUACACAUUAACCUAACCUUAGGUGUAUAUUAUAUUGUACGGAUGAGUAUGUGAAUAGUAAAAUAUUAAAUAGUAUUGAAUAUUAAAAUAUGGAUUUUAAAUUUUAAAGUUCUCUAAAUUAGUGACU